This is a messenger RNA of Mytilus californianus (California mussel), 482 nucleotides long. RefSeq names its product 60S ribosomal protein L32-like. Gene Ontology annotation, cellular component: ribosome; cytosolic large ribosomal subunit. Gene Ontology annotation, biological process: translation. Gene Ontology annotation, molecular function: structural constituent of ribosome. The record is from RefSeq and is a predicted model, not a curated record. Lineage: Eukaryota; Metazoa; Mollusca; Bivalvia; Mytilida; Mytilidae. The transcript has 3 exons. The coding region runs from base 54 to 458 and encodes 134 amino acids.
UCUAAAAAAAAAUCUUGCAUUGUUUAUUUUCAUUUCUGUUUUAGUUAGCCAAAAUGGCGAUCAGACCCCUUGUAAAAAAUAAACAGUUGAAGAAGAGAACAAAGAAGUUCAUCAGACAUCAAUCUGACAGAUAUGUUAAAGUGAAGACUAACUGGAGGAAGCCCAAGGGUAUUGACAACAGAGUCAGGAGGCGCUUCAAGGGGCAGUUUUUGAUGCCAAAUAUUGGUUAUGGAUCAAACAAGAAAACCAGACACUUGAUGCCUGAUGGUUUCCAAAAAUUCCUUGUACAUAAUGUUAAGGAAUUGGAAGUACUUCUGAUGCAGAAUAGAACAUUUGCAGCUGAGAUUGCCCACAAUGUAUCUAGCAGAAAAAGAAAAGAAAUUGUUGAGCGUGCUCAGCAGUUGUCUAUCAAAGUGACCAAUCCAAAUGCCAGACUGAGAUCAGAAGACGAUGAAUAGAAAAAUAAAAUGGGGCUAAAUAAA